Lachancea nothofagi CBS 11611 is the source of this 1224-nucleotide messenger RNA. The record is from the annotation of a GenBank genome assembly. Lineage: Eukaryota; Fungi; Ascomycota; Saccharomycetes; Saccharomycetales; Saccharomycetaceae.
AUGCUGAAGUGGAUUCAAGGCGGAAUAUCCGCAGUUACUGGUAUCGCAGAGCCGGAGUACGGUAGGGAGUUUAUACAUCCGCUCACCGAAAAAGUCGAGGGCAAACAACCAUUCCAUCAGACCACAAGAGAGGAUUUCAAUUGGCAAAGCCCCAGUCACACCAACGUUGAGACUGCUACUUUCUACUUUUCGGAUCUUAAGCAAGGCUAUACAGGGUUUGUGCAAGUGAUCCAUUCUAAUAUCGUUGGGCUGCACACCAAGGCUCAAUUGACGUUCAGAAUUUACAACGUGCAAACACCCGAACUCAACGUGUGGACCUCGACAAAGCUAGAAAACUUUCAGAUCGACGGCCCCAACUUCUAUGCCGAUGGGCUUUCUAUCGAAAUGGAUGCAGCGGGGUCUCAAGUCCAAUUCAAAUCAUCAGUCUCACCAGACACCACCAUCGAUUUAACUUUCGAUCGCGUUGUUCCUGGUGUCAAAGUUGGUGAAAACUCGACCACGUAUUACGGUGACAAUGUUGAACAGCCUUGGGGCACUAUGAGACAUAUUUUCUGGCCCAGGAACUUGUGUCAUGGUUCCUUAAAAUUUGAUGUGAGCAUUGGUACCGAGGCAGCUUCCUACAGAACCGUUUCCUUCUCAAAGGAUGUGCCAGUCUAUUCGAUGUUUGUCAUGGCUAUCCAAGGCAUGAAACCACAUCACGCUGCAAAGUCCUGGAAUUUCUUGAAUUUUCAAUCGGACACUCAUAGUGCAGUGCUCAUGGAAUUUACUACUCCAAGAUCAUACGGCAAUACCGAAAUAUCCGUCGGAAUAUUGUGUAGUAAAGACGAUGUCAUUGCAGUUACCAUAAAUAACAAAGUGACACAUCUGGACCCAAUAAUUGACUCCGUUGGUUGGUCAAUCCCACAAAGCCUUGUUAUCUCCUUCAAGGGUGUCAGUUCUAAAGUUGCUGAUGAUGAAGUGGCAACCGCUACGCCUAUUACAGCUUCUGUAGAGGGACCUCUUACCCAAUUGGUUGAGAGAGUGGAUGUCAUGAAAGAGAUUCCUAGCUUUGUUAAGAAUAUUGUUUCUGGAGUUGCCGGUACCAAGCCUUAUAUUUACCAGUACGCUAACGAUUUUAAGUUGAAGGUUGGUGAAGAAGCCCCUGUAAACGGUCUUGGAUGGUGCGAAAUCACAUUUAUCUCUGAGGCUGACGAAGUAACGGAGGAAUCAUACAGUGAAAACUAA